This is a messenger RNA of Knipowitschia caucasica, 1056 nucleotides long. Lineage: Eukaryota; Metazoa; Chordata; Actinopteri; Gobiiformes; Gobiidae. The record is from the annotation of a GenBank genome assembly.
AUGAAUAGGUGGCGCUUGUCUCCUCAGCAGCAGAAUUGUGGGUUUAAAAAAGCAGCUCGAAAACCAGAUGGAGUCCAUGAACCAGCACCCAGAGACCUGCGACCCAAAGACCCCCCAGGGCCCAGCGACCUGGUACUGAAGGAGCCUGCCCCCCUGCGGAGGCCCUGGCCCUCAGGUCCCUACAGAGACUUCAGGCAGCUUCUCAAACCCUUGGUCUUCACUGUGGGGUUCUCAGGAUGUUCGUUUGGUGGCGCCGCCCUGUGGCAGUACGAGAGCCUCAAGUCCAGAGUCCAGAGCUACUUCGACCAAGUCCAGGCCGACUGGUUAGACAGACUGAGGCCAAAGAAGAGGGGAGACCUGAGGAGAGAGAUGAACCAGUGGUGGAACAGUCUGAGUGAGGGUCAGCGCACAGUCACAGGGAUCAUUGCUUUGAAUGUUCUGGUCUUUUGUUGUUGGAGGAUCCCGUCUCUGCAGAGAACCAUGAUUCAGUACUUCACUGCAGACCCAGCUUCAAAGACGCGGUGCCUCCCCAUGCUCUUCUCCUCCUUCUCGCAUAUCUCCUUCUUCCACCUGGCUGCGAACAUGUACGUCCUGUGGAGUUUCUCCAGCAGCGCGGUCUCUAUGUUCGGGAGAGAGCAGUUUGUGGCAGUCUAUCUGUCUGCAGGUGUGGUCUCGUCCUUCUUCAGUUUUGUCUCUAAAAUAGCCUCCGGUCGCUUCGGUCCGUCUCUGGGAGCAUCUGGUGCCAUCAUGUCGGUCCUGGCCGCCGUCUGCACUCAGUCUCCGGAGUCAAAACUCGCCAUCAUUUUUCUGCCCAUGUUUACAUUCAGCGCUGGGAAUGCCCUGAAGGCCAUCAUGGCCCUGGAUACUGCUGGACUGAUUCUGGGCUGGAAGUUCUUCGACCACGCGGCUCAUCUGGGAGGAGCUCUGUUCGGAGCAUGGUACGUUCUGUUUGGACAUGAGCUCAUCUGGAAAAACAGAGAACCAUUUGUGAAGCUUUGGCACGACUUCAGGACCAGAGGAGGAGGAGGAGGAGGAGGAGGAGCAGGAGCGGUGUGA